This is a messenger RNA of Culicoides brevitarsis, 1376 nucleotides long. RefSeq names its product transcription factor grauzone-like. Gene Ontology annotation, cellular component: nucleus. Gene Ontology annotation, biological process: regulation of transcription by RNA polymerase II. Gene Ontology annotation, molecular function: RNA polymerase II transcription regulatory region sequence-specific DNA binding; zinc ion binding; DNA-binding transcription factor activity, RNA polymerase II-specific. The transcript is spliced from 3 exons. NCBI's taxonomy places the organism in Eukaryota, Metazoa, Arthropoda, Insecta, Diptera, Ceratopogonidae. The record is from RefSeq and is a predicted model, not a curated record. The coding region runs from base 42 to 1376 and encodes 444 amino acids.
CAAACAACUUCAAUGUCUUCCUCAUAAAAUCAAAUUUUAACAUGAAAAUCGCUCAAAAUGUGUGCCGACUUUGUACUAAACUCCUUUCUGACGAUAAUUUUAAGCUAAUUGACGAUGUGAUUCGAGUUAAAAUCCAAGAAAUAUUGAGAAUUGAGACUCUAUUGGAGGACAAAUUUAAUCGUAUUUGCGUGCCAUGUUACACCAAAGUCGACUCUUUUCAUCGUUUUUUCGAAGAAAUCCACACCGCUCAGUCAUUUUUCGAGGAAAAACCUUCAUUGUCGCCCGACAUAAAGAUCGAAGAAGGUGUUGAAGAUGGAAUUGCCAAAGUUUUCAUCAAACCAGUUGAGGAAUCGAUUGAAAGUGACGAGUCAGAAGAGGAAAAAAUUGUUAAAAAGCGAAAAUCUUUGAGUGAAGAAGACCUUCAAGGUCGCAUGAUUAACGAAUUCUUCGAUUUUAGGUGCCAAAAGUGCGGAAAUCACUUAAAAACAUGGAAAAAAUACCGAAAACACAUGCAACGAAGACAUUCUGAACGCCGUCCGAGCAUCUCGUGUUGCCAAACCGACGUCGAAGUAUCUCACAUUGCACUUCUGAGUCACUUUUACUCCCACACGGACCCGGAAAAGUUGAGAUGCGACGCCUGUGGACGUCAUUACAGCAGUUUACGUUCCUUAACGCAGCAUUUUCGCAAAGUUCAUGCCGUGAAUCGCGAGAAAAAGGACGAACCGAAGGUUUUUUGUCCGGAAUGUGGAAUGUUGUUGGUCAAGAGAUGCCUUCAGAGUCACAUGAAAACGCAUCAGCCACGCAUCAAACUGCAAUGCGACCUUUGCAAAAAGUUCCUGCAGUCCCGCAAAGCGAUGAUUUAUCACAUGACCCAACAACAUCUGCCGAAAAACCCCGAAAAAGAUCAAAUUUUGUGCAGCAUUUGUGCAAAAAGCUUCGCCAGCAUGGAUCGGUUCAAUCAUCAUUUGCGGUAUCAUCAUGACAACACGACGGGAAAAUGUCCCGAUUGUCAUAUCGUGAUGCGAUUGGAGAAUUUGAGGGUUCACCGGAAGCGCGUGCAUGAAAUAAAAAAAGUUUCUUGCCCGAUUUGCUUCAAGGAGUUUAAGAAUAACGACAGAUUGCGCGGACACAAAAUUAAGGUACACGUCGAGCCGAAAUUCGAAUGUGAUAUUUGCCAAAAGAAGUAUAAGACGAAGGAUAAGAUGCAGGAACAUCGAAGCACGCAUUUUAAUGAGCUGAGAUUCAAAUGCGAUUUAUGCGACCACAUGAACAACGAUUACGGCAACAUGACGAAGCACCGCAAGACAAAACAUCGUGACGCCCCCUACCCAGCGCCAGGAACCGCUCGAAAAGUCUUCGAAAUAGCAAGACAUUAA